CCUGGAAAGUCCGCGUGUGUAUCCGUGAGCGCAAGACACUCGCUCGGGGAAGGCGAAGAGGAGCAUGCCGCUCCGCGCAGCCCUGGCUGGCGCUUCCCGCGGACCGCGGCGGGCCUGUGCUUCCGGGCCCAAGUGACCGAUGAAAACCGGUGGCCAAGUCUGGAGGGUGCUUCCCUUUCAGCUCGCUUGCCUCCCAGUUCCGGGGAAAUUAGAAGACUCGCGCGCGCGCUCUGCUCCUUAGAAUGGGCUGCAAUUUGUGCACUUUCCAGAAGAGAGAGGAACACUACAAACUGCUGUACGAAGUUUGCCAGGUCAACGGGAAAGCUCUCUCCAAGGCCACCCAUGGAGAGGCAGUGGAAGCUUUUCGAAACGCCAAGGAGCCCAUCGUGGUGCAGGUGCUGAGGCGAACGCCUCUCGGUAAACCGGCCUGCGGAAUGGCCCCCGCAGUGCCGGUCACGCACGCCAGCACCCAGACGGACAUCACCUUUGAGCACGUCAUGGCCCUGGCCAAACUCAGGCUGCCGACCCCCCCGGUGCCAGACAUCUGUCCGUUCCUGCUCUCAGACAGCUGCCAUUCUCUUCAUCCAAUGGAGCACGAAUUUUAUGAGGACAAUGAGUAUCUUUCCAGUUUACCUGCUGACGCAGACAGAGCAGAGGACUUUGAAUAUGAGGAGGUUGAGUUGUGUCGUGUCAACAGUCAAGAGAAGCUGGGCCUGACAGUCUGUUACCGAACGGAUGAUGAAGAAGAUACUGGCAUUUAUGUCAGCGAGAUAGAUCCAAACAGCAUUGCCGCCCGAGACGGUCGAAUUCGAGAAGGGGAUCGUAUCUUGCAAAUAAAUGGGGACGAGGUGCAGAAUCGGGAAGAGGCGGUGACGUGGCUGUCCAGCGAGGGGCACAGGACGAUUGUGCUGCUGGUCGCCAGGCCGGGCAUCCAGCUGGAUGAAGGCUGGCUGGAGGAUGAAAGGAGCGGAUUCUUGGAGGAGUUAAACUUGGAGACGUUGGAAGAACAGCACGAGGAAGCGACGAAGCACCCCGCCGACGAGGUGAAGCAGCCAAAAACACAAGAGGAAGAAGAAGGCACCACAGACACAGCCACAUCCUCGUCCAAUCACCCCGGGAAGGACAGUGGAGUGGGGCGCAACGACGAGAGCUCGGAGCAGGAGCACGCGGCCAGGGACCCCACGGGCGCAUCUCGGAAGGGCGGCACCGUGCUGGGGCAGAGCCAGGGCGCUCUGGGCAGCGCUGACCUGCGGCGCAACGAGAGCCUCAUGUCCGGGGAGUGCCUCGACUCGGACUGCACUGGCCGCCGCGACGAGGAGGGUGAGAGAUUCCGGCAGCUCCUGGAACUCAAGUGCAAGAUCCGAAGCCAUGGGGAGUAUGACCUGUACUAUUCGAGCAGCACAAUGGGUUGCAGUCAAGGGGAGCAAGAGGGGGUGCAGCACGAGCUCCAGCUGCUCAACGAAGAGUUAAGGAACAUCGAACUCGAGUGCCAGAGUAUCAUGCAGGCUCAGAGGCUCCGGAAAGUGCCCGACGACUGUGGAGACAUCUGGGCAUUGCACGAUGGAGGGUUCCGGAAUUAUAACACCAGCAUGGACGUGCCCAGGGGAAAGCUCGAUGACAUUAUCGAACACCCGGAGAGGUCAGACAAGGACAGUUCUAGCGCUUACAACACGGCGGAGAGCUGCAGAAGCGCGCCGCUCACGGCCGACCGCUCCCCUGACAGCUCCCUCCCGAGGGUCAUCAGCCUCACCAAUACGAAGAACCUGGGGAGCACGGCUGCGGCCAGCCAGGCCUCUUCUGGACAGGACAGCGAGUCCACGGCCGCCAAAGCCAAAGCCGCGGAGCAAGGCAGCAGCGUGGAAGGCAAGGAGAGGGGUUCGGAGGGCGGCAAGCUUUCGGAUCAGGAGAAGACAGGCAGCGGGCGCAUCCCUUACCUCUCCCCCCACCACGGCUCCUCCUGCAGGGCUGCGAACAUCCCGGCCCACGCGCGGCACUACCAGAGCUACAUGCAGCUGGUGCAGCAGAGGUCCGCCGUCGAGUACGCGCAGAGUCAGCUCAGCCUGGUGAGCCUGUGCCGGGAGGCCCAGAAAGGCCCGGAGCCCAGGAUGGAAUGGAAGGUGAAGAUGAGGAGCGACGGCAGCCGCUACAUCACCAAGAGGCCCGUGCGAGACCGGCUCCUGAAGGAGCGGGCCUUAAAGAUCAAGGAGGAGCGCAGCGGCAUGACCACCGACGACGACACCAUGAGCGAGAUGAAGAUGGGGCGCUACUGGAGCAAAGAGGAGAGAAAGCAGCACCUGGUGCGGGCCAAGGAGCAGCGCCGGCGCCGCGAGUGCAUGAUGCGCAGCCGGCUGGAGGGCCCCAAGGAGGGCCCGCCGGGCAGUGGCGAGGGCAAGAAGGAGGUCAGCGUCAUCGAGCUGAGCCACAGGAAGAUGAUGAAGAAGAGGAACAGGAAAAUCUUGGACAACUGGAUGACGAUCCAAGAACUGAUGACCCACGGGGCCAAGUCCCCAGACGGCACUCACGUUCCUAACGCCUUUUUGUCAGUCACCACCGUAUGACCCGAGGAAAGGGGCGCAGCCGGCUCUAAGGGGUGCUACCACUUUGGGUAGAGAACGAUUGCCUCGUUCAAUGUGGCGUUUUUAUAUAUAUUUUGUGACUCUUUAUAGGUUACAUUUUUUUUGUAAGCAAGAAUAUCCCGUAAUUUUCCAUUUGUUUUUCAUAUUCUGGUACCUUCUUUUUGGCUGAGAUCUUUCUUUGACUUGUUAUAUAUUCAUAUUGCUCAUUUAUAUAUAUAAAAAACAAAAGGAAAGAAAAAAAAUCAACGAAAAUACUGAGGAGCCACUUAAGUUCCUAUUUUCAUGUAUCUAUUGUAAGUUAAGAUCUGGAUUUAUUUCUCUAGUUUACUUAUUUUCUACUUUAAUAACUCAAUGCUGAAACAUUUCUAUGCUCACUUCUUGGCAUAAAAACUAUUAAAUCAAACCUGUUAAUGAAUCGUGUGCCACCUGUUGUCUACACAUAAAAACCACCUCUUUUAGACAUCCUGUUGUGCGUUUAACACACCAAUGGCCGUCGUUUCUGUCUCCGUAAAGUGUAGGUGGACAAUCUUCCUGUGAUCUGUAGUGACAUUGGUCAUGUAGCUAGACAAUUGUGGUAAUUGUGACAAUAAACGAGAAAUAAAUUAUUGAUUAUCCUUAAGAAAAGUUAUCAAGGAGUGUUUUAUUUUCAUUGUCCACUGUGGUUAACAGACAUAAAUUAGUUAUAUAUGUAUACUAUUUAGAAGACUCCUAAUUGUGGAUUAUAAAAUGUGUACAUUUUCUAUCACUUUUUUUGAAUAAAAGUGUCUUGAAAUA
Messenger RNA from Manis javanica (Malayan pangolin), 3350 nucleotides. It is a transcript of the gene PDZRN4, whose product is annotated as PDZ domain containing ring finger 4. NCBI's taxonomy places the organism in Eukaryota, Metazoa, Chordata, Mammalia, Pholidota, Manidae. Gene Ontology annotation, molecular function: protein binding. The record is from RefSeq and is a predicted model, not a curated record.